ACAGAGAUGGAUAUCAUUAAUUUUCAUGUUUUGGUAUAAAAGAAGAAAUUCCAAUGAGAAUAACUCAGUUGAAAAUAACAAGUGGAGCACAUUUUCUGAAACAAUGAAGCUUUUUCUAUCAAUAUUUUUUGUGUGCGGAUUGCUGGCUUUAUCGUCAGCUAUUAAAUUUAAAGUGGGCAAAGUGAUCAAAAAAGGUUCUGAUCUAGCUUUGACGAGCCCCUUAGUUCCGACACCCGUUAAAGCUGGCGGUGCUGGUGUAAUGGGUGCGUACAAAUUUGGUGAAACACUUUACAAAACAGGAGACGUAAAACAAGCCGGCCGCGCUGGAGGCAAUUCUCUCUUAGAGAGUGCAAAUCAAGUUGUUAAUUCCGAUCCCUCCCUCUCAAUGGCAAAAACUGGACUAACUCUGUCGAAAGAUAUUGCAUCUGGAAAAGAUCCAAAAACAGCUUUGACUAAACGUGCAAAUCAGAUGGUCGAUUCGAAUCCUUCACUUAGAAUGGCAAAAACGGGAAUGAACCUUGGAAAAGAUUUGGCCGGCGGGAAAAAUGUGAAAACAGCACUUGGUGAUCGCCAGGAAGAAAUAGCUGGGAAUGUUGGUGGCGAUUCAGCGGUUAUGGCAUUACGAGCAGCACAUGAUCUACAAAAUGGCCAAAGUGUUGGAAGUGUUAUAUCUAAAAA
Molecule: messenger RNA, 678 nt
Organism: Contarinia nasturtii (swede midge)
Lineage: Eukaryota; Metazoa; Arthropoda; Insecta; Diptera; Cecidomyiidae
Exons: 5
Source: RefSeq, a predicted model, not a curated record